Molecule: messenger RNA, 755 nt
Organism: Rhipicephalus sanguineus (brown dog tick)
Lineage: Eukaryota; Metazoa; Arthropoda; Arachnida; Ixodida; Ixodidae
Product: salivary cystatin-L2-like
Exons: 4
Coding region: 236-664 (142 amino acids)
Molecular function (GO): cysteine-type endopeptidase inhibitor activity
Source: RefSeq, a predicted model, not a curated record
AAAAGUUGCAAGUGCAAAGAGGCGCAUAAAGCUUCGGCGUCCCUUCCCAUCCUGUUAUGUAAGGGCUUUCCUCGCCGCCUGCCUGCUGUACGCGGGAAGUAUAAAAAGAAUAAGAGAACAGAGGGGACGUCGUAGUAUAUUUACCGCAGAAACUCAAAGAUCGCGCAGUUUUUUUUUUCAGCAGCAUACCCGAGAAAGCUUUUAGGUGGGUGACACCAGGGAAUAAACGGUGACCAUGGUUUCGUCAACAAUCGCCCUCCAUGGGGUUGUGGUGGCUACGUUUGCCGUUAUCGCCUGCAGCGCAGAAGAGCAGAUACCAGUGCUUGGCGGCUGGCAGAAGCACAACGUGAGCGACGAUGCCAUCUACGAGGAGCUGGCACACUUUGCCGUCUCCAAGCAGGUGGCAAACCGGGAGUUUUUCGACACCGUGCUCGAGAUUGUCGAUGUAGAGAGCCAAACGGUAGCUGGCACGAACUACCGUAUCAAGUUCAAGAUUACGGAAUCGACUUGCCCCAUCACGGCUGCUUACAACAAGGCGACGUGUCUACCCAAGUCCCGAGAGACUAUCAAGGACGUCUGUACUGCCGCAAUCACUGAUGUUCCCUGGACGAAGGUGCGCGAGCUUACGUCAUUCACCUGCGAAGGAUCAACGGUUUCCCACUAAGUCUCAAUCGUCUUUCUGGUUCCUGUGACUGUACUUUGUGUCAUAAGAAUUUGCACUGCAACGUGCGACUUCAAUAAAGAUGUUUUAGUAA